AUGGGCACUUCUUCUUGGAAGCAGAAGUUGAUGAAGGAGCUCGUUGAUGGGCAGGAAUCUGCAACCCAAUUGCUGGCUCUCCUUCAAAAGCCCUCUAGUGAAAAUGGGUCCUCUCAAUUUUCAUCAGUGGGUGAGCAUUUGGCGAAGAUCAUGAGAUCCUUCACUGAGUCUCUCUCUCUAGUGAUGACAAUGGGCUCUAGUAACAAUUGUGAGUCUGACAACAAUAAUCCCCAACUGGGUUCUGGUUCGGUGUGUAGUAGGAGAUUUGAUGAGGAUUGUGGUGAGAGGAGGAAAAGACGGCCUUGUUUGAAGGAUAGGAGAGGCUGCUACAAGAGAAAAAAUCACUCACAAUCAUGGAUAAGAGUCUCUUCCACUAGUGAAGAUGGCUUUACUUGGAGAAAAUAUGGUCAAAAGGAGAUUCUAAAGGCUAAAUACCUAAGGAGUUACUACAGAUGCACUCGCAAGUAUGCUGAAGGCUGCAAAGCAACAAAGCAAGUCCAAAGAAUGGAGGAUCAACCAGAGAUGUUCCAGACAACUUACAUUGGCAAUCACACAUGCAGAAAUGUUGUCAUGGCCUUUCCAAAGAUGGAAAUAAACCCAGAAUCUUUUUGGCAAUCCUGUGUAGGUAUUCCUGAAUAUUCUGAGAUCCCAACAACAAUAAUAAAACAAGAGCCCUCCAAGGCAGCAGAGGAGACCCCAGGUGGUACUGGUACUGGUGAUGAGCUGAACAACAGUGUGUGGGAGGAUCUAAUGCCUUUUGACUACUCAUGUGAGCCUGCAUCAAUAGUUUCUAAUGUCUACACCAUCACUUCUCAAGAUAGUUUGGACAUUGAUUUUGGGGUUGAUUCAUUCAAUUUUGACACUGAUUUUCAGUUUGAUAUUUGA
Molecule: messenger RNA, 885 nt
Organism: Tripterygium wilfordii
Lineage: Eukaryota; Viridiplantae; Streptophyta; Magnoliopsida; Celastrales; Celastraceae
Product: WRKY DNA-binding transcription factor 70-like
Exons: 3
Coding region: 1-885 (294 amino acids)
Biological process (GO): regulation of DNA-templated transcription
Molecular function (GO): sequence-specific DNA binding; DNA-binding transcription factor activity
Source: RefSeq, a predicted model, not a curated record